Molecule: messenger RNA, 4086 nt
Organism: Moneuplotes crassus
Lineage: Eukaryota; Ciliophora; Spirotrichea; Euplotida; Euplotidae
Source: the annotation of a GenBank genome assembly
AUGAAAGAUAACAACACUAAAUUAACUAAAUCAAAUACUGGUCAACAAGAGAAGGCAAAGGAUUGCCUUAAGGAUUACAAGAAUAAGUCUUGGUAUCAAUUCUGGACUUACAGUUGGAUCAACUCUACUAUUGAGAUUGCCAACACAGAUGGGCUUACUGAAGAAGUUCUAGGAGAGCUAGAUAUCAAAGAUACCGCCCAAUACAUUACUAAUAGAUUUAAAAAUGCAUGGGAAGCUGAAGAGAAUAAGAGUGAAUUUACCUUAAUGAUGGUUCUCUUCAGAUUGUACAAAAAACCACUAUUAAUUAGUAUUUUUGCUAUUUGGCUUUGUAUCUUCCUUGAAGCCAUCAAUUUCCAUGUGUUAGGAGAAGUCCUUUCAUAUGUUGAUGGUGAAUAUGAUAACCAAGCUUGGGCUAUCGCCUGUGUCUUUGGAAUAGCCAUAUCUGAGUUCAUAUCAAGAGGGUGUCACAUGCUUCAAGACACAAAUAUGCUUAGAUGUGCUGAAUCAAUGAGAGAAUGAGUUAAAGGUGCAAUCUACUCAAAAAUGUACAAAAUGUCUGAUGCAACCAACAAAAAGUAUCAGAAAGGGAAGAUGCACAACUUAAUGGGACAAGACUGUGGGAGAGUUUGUCAUCUUGUAUGGCAGAUCCCACAUAUGUCUUCAAUGCCGAUGCUGAUUCUUACUACUUUCUACUCUCUUUACCUUUUUGUUGGGCAUAUAGUUUGGAUUCCUGUUACAAUCCUGUUUGCAAGUCUUGCACUCUGUUACUGUAUCCUCAUAUUCAACAUCAAGUUGGAGAAGAAGAGAAGGAAGGAUGACGAUAACAGGUCAACCAUUCUUAGUGAAAUCAUUGAAAACAUCAAGGUCCUAAAAAUGAACUCAUGGGUGAACUGUUUCGAGAAAAAGCUGAAUGACCUUAGGAAGAAGGAACAUUACAAUGAUCUUAUCGGAAGACUUAUCUGGAUGCCUCACCAUGCUGCUCAUUGGCUAACUUACUACUUGAUGGUUGUCAGCGUCUUCUAUGUCUGCAUUCUUGGCUACAACAUGAAACUGACAGUCCCAACUGCAGUUGCAAUUUGGAGAUUAAUUGGAAAAGUUAAGUGGCAUACAGGAUGGAUCCCAGGAUUUGCCAACUUCUACACUGAAUUCAAAAUUUCAAUUAAGAGAAUCGCCGACUUCCUUACCAAUGACGAGAUUGAAGAGCACAUCACUGAGCUGAAGAACUACGAAGAAGAAGAGAAUGCCAUCGAAAUAAAGAAAUCUAGCUUUUUCUGGGGAUUCGAUCAUAUCGACUCCGAUGAAUCAGAUGAUGAGGAAAAUGAAGAUACUUCUGAUAAAGACAAACAGAAUCAGAAAGUAAAGGUCCAAAGAAAAGAUAGCAGUGAAACAGAUUCGACCAACACAGAUGACGAGAAGAAGGUACAGGAUGUCAACAAUAAAGUUGCCUUGAAGGAUGUUGAGCUCAAGAUCAAGAAGAAUGAAUUUGUAGCAAUUAUUGGAGAUGUUGGCUCCGGUAAAUCUUCAUUAAUCAACACAUUACUCAAAGAGACUUUGUAUGUCGAUGAUGAGACUCUUAACAAGUAUGGAAACACUGAGAUUGAUGAUAAGAAGGAGAAGAAGAUCAAGCUUGAAAAGAAAAGCAACAACGAUACCUCUCCUGGAGUUAUCGACCAAAUCAUGGACUUUAGGAGCAAAAAUACAAAAGAUUCUUCAGCAAGAAUUUCUGUGGCAGGAUCGAUCAGUUUAGUCCAACAGAAACCUUUCAUCCUCAGUCAAACUAUUCGUGAAAAUAUUUUGUUUGGAGAAGAACUUGACGAAGACAGGUACAACAGAAUUGUACAGGCUUGCCAACUUGGAAGCGACCUUGAAAUCCUUGAAGGAGGAGACCUCACCCAAAUUGGAGAAAAAGGGGUAAACCUGAGUGGAGGCCAAAAAGCCAGACUUAGUAUUGCGAGAGCUGUUUAUGCCAAUAGAGACAUUGUCCUUAUGGAUGAUCCUCUCUCGGCUUUGGAUGCUCAUGUCAAGAGGUUAAUCUUCGAUGAAGUCUGCUGUGAAGAACUAAAAGACAGAACCAGAAUCAUUGUCACUCAUGCUGUUGACUUCUUGGAUAGAGUCGACAGAAUCAUUGUUGUUGAAAAAGGAAAAAUCAAGUUGAAUGGAACUUACGAUGAGCUCAUCAAUGAAGGAUAUUUCGAGAAAGUUAUGAAGACAAUAACAAAGAAGAACAAAGAAGAUGAAGAUGAAAACUCAAGCGCAUCUGAUGACUCUUGUGAUAAAGAGGAAAAGAAGAAGAACUACCUAAGCCAGAAAGAAAAGAAGCUUCUCGAAGAUCAAGAUGAUAAAGAAAUCGAAGUCACAAAAUCUACCUACUUGCAAUACUUCAUGUACCUUAAGCAAGGGCUGAUCUUUAUGGGAGUUGGUAUUGCAAUUCAAGCUUUCAUCAGGAUGUGCAACAUGCGAGCUGAUUACCUUUUGCUAAAGUGGGUGCAAGAUUUCACUCAAAAUAAGGUAGCCGAGUUCGAAGCUAUUAAAUACGUUGCCAUAUAUGUAUUUUUAAUGAUCUCAGUUGAUCUCUCAGGAUGGAUCAUUGACAUCGUUCAGAAUUACCUGAUUGAUAAAAAGAUCUUUGCAGAAAUGUUUGAAAAGAUGGUUAAUGCUCCAAUCAACUUGUUCUUUGAUAAAAUGCCUUCAUCGUUGAUUACCAAGAGAUUCUCAGCCGAUCUUAACUCAUCUUCAAGAGAUUUACCUCACACUAUUAAAUGGAAUGUCAGAAACUUGAUUGUAAUGUGCAUGACUAUUUCAUUUGUGACUUACACUGCUCCAGUUUGCUUGCUAGUAAUUCCAUGUGCUAUAUUCUUGUAUUCACUAGUAAUGAGAGGAUAUAUGACUACAGAUAGACAAAUUUCCAGGCUUUUUAGAAAAUCCUCAACUGCAUCUGGAGUACACUUUGGAGAAUCAGUGGAGGGAAUCUCAACUAUCAGAGCUUUUAAGAAGAUUGAACAAUUUGAAGCCAAAAGAUUCUGGCUUAAAGACAGAGAACAUUCUCUUGCUAUUCUAGAUAGAGGACUUAACUCAUGGUUAUGCAUGAGAUUGAUGAGUAUCUCAAUGAUAUUCAUCAUCUUCCUAUACAUCUACUGCAUUGUUUAUAGAGAUAGUCAAGAUACUGUUAUUAUCGGACUCCUCAUGGGGUAUGUCAUCGAACUUCAAUGGAACAUGAAGGAAUUUGUCCAUGAAAUCACCAGAAUUCACAUCCAAAUGGCUUCUUUUGAUAAAUGCAAAAAGAUCACUGAAAUUCCUCAAGAAGCUGCUCAAAGACUCCCAGUGCCAAAAGAUGAAAAUGGAGAGCAAUGGAUGAGCAAAGGCCGUGUUGAGUUCAAGGACUUCUCUCUUAGAUACCGUGAAGACACUGAAGUUGUCCUCAAGAAAAUCAACCUGAGCAUCAAAGCAGGAGAGAAAGUUGGAAUCGUUGGAAGAACCGGAGCUGGCAAAAGUACUUUGUGCUUGGCUCUUUGUAGAAUCAUUGAAGCACUUAGAGGAUCUAUUGAAAUUGAUGGGGUUGACAUCUCCAAAGUUGGAUUGGCUGACCUCAGAGACAGAAUCACCAUUAUCCCACAAGAGCCAGUUCUGUUCAAGAAUACCUUGAAAUUCAAUCUAGACCCAGAAAACAAAUGCUCUGACAAAGAAAUCAAAGACAUGCUUAGAAGAGCCAACCUAGGAGAUCUCUUGACUAGAGAUGGCAAAGGAGUCAACUUCAAAAUCACCGAGAAAGGAGAAAACCUCAGUGCAGGUGAAAAGGCUUUGAUCUGUAUUUGCAGAGCUGCUCUUAGAAAGAACAAAGUCAUCUUGAUGGAUGAAGCGACUGCUAACAUCGAUGUGAAUACUGAAGAAACAAUCCAGAAACUAAUCAACCAAGAGUUCAAAGACUCCACAGUGAUCACAGUAGCCCACAGACUAAACACCAUCAUGAAGAGUGACAAGAUUGCAGUCAUGAGCUUUGGAGAAGUUGCUGAGUUUGGGUCUCCAGAGAAAUUAUUGGAGGAUAAAAAGUCUCAUUUCACAGAAAUGGUUAAUAGAUUUAACGAAUAG